Molecule: messenger RNA, 552 nt
Organism: Teleopsis dalmanni
Lineage: Eukaryota; Metazoa; Arthropoda; Insecta; Diptera; Diopsidae
Product: circadian locomoter output cycles protein kaput-like
Exons: 2
Coding region: 88-552 (154 amino acids)
Cellular component (GO): nucleus
Molecular function (GO): zinc ion binding
Source: RefSeq, a predicted model, not a curated record
CUAUAAAAUGUAGUUGAAUGUAUUGAAUAAAAAAAAAAAAUCAAGCCGCAGUGUGAGCGUGUUGAAAAUAGAACAAAAUUCCUAGUAAUGUUGAGUUCGGGCAAUUCACAGCAACAGCAUCACACACAACAUCAGCAACAACAACUCCAACAACAACAGCAGCAACAUCUUCAUCACACACAACAACAAAACUCACAAAAUCAACAAACACAAUCACACACUGUCACGCUCUACGAUGGCGAUUUAAAUUUCACAACAUUCGCAGAACUGUGCCGCCUCUGUUCGAUACGUAAUGGUCCCGCCAAAAUCAACCUUUUCGAGAAAGAAGCAGAGCAAAGGAAUCUGAUUUACAAGCUACGCACGCUAUUGCCGGCGAAUAUUUCCAAGGACGACUUUUUGCCGAAAAAUAUUUGUGAAGGUUGCGUAUUAAAGGUGGAACAUUUAUUCGAGUUUCGUCAGUCCUGUUUACAUACAGAGAAUAUUCUCAGAAAUUAUGCGGACUCGAUGCGAGCAGUUACGGCUACCAUAAACUUUCAGGUACUUAUAAAAUGA